Aricia agestis (brown argus) is the source of this 3097-nucleotide messenger RNA. RefSeq names its product VPS35 endosomal protein-sorting factor-like. NCBI's taxonomy places the organism in Eukaryota, Metazoa, Arthropoda, Insecta, Lepidoptera, Lycaenidae. Gene Ontology annotation, biological process: endocytic recycling. The transcript is spliced from 18 exons. The record is from RefSeq and is a predicted model, not a curated record. Bases 160 to 2988 code for a protein of 942 amino acids. Gene Ontology annotation, cellular component: endosome.
GUAUUUUAUUGGCUGCUGAGAUGUCAGGUCGCAUUGGCUGUUUUACUGGGACUAGAAAAGAAACGCUCUUAUUAAAAGAAGAAUAACUUUGGAAAACAAAAUACUUGAAUAAACAAAAAGUUUUUUAAUUAAUUUAUAUCCAUAAAGCUGACUACAAAUAUGCCGACUUAUAAUAAUUGGAAAUUUGCUAAGAGACCAGCAAUUAAUCACGAGUGUCCAAGCUUAGAAGUUAAUAACCAUCCUCUAAAAGUGGAACUUAAUAAAAUAAUAAGACGCCAACCUGUUGGUUCAAAAAAGAAUUUUUUAGAGACUCUUGAAAAGUGGAGUUUUCCUUUGGAAGAAUUGGAUCCCUUAUUGAGAUUUGAACAAAUGAAUUUAGAAGAGGAUUCUAAACCUUUAGAAAAUGAUGUCGUAAACUACAUAAGACUUUGGCAAUCAAAACGUACUACCAUCCUUAAUAAAUAUACAACUGGAGAGAAACUUACUAUUAUAAGUAGUUUUCUGCCAGAGGAAGAGAAAGUUAAUUCAUUUUCAGCCUUAAUUAGGCAAGUUUCUAACUUAAAUGAAAAAGUGAAGCAUAGGUUGGAACAGUUGGAUGAGUUUGAUGAAUCUUCUGUAAGAAAAACUAUGGGAUUGAGCCAACAAGAAUUUGUCACUAAAAUUCAUAUGCUUGAUGAUGAAAUCAAAAAGGCUUGGGACUCUGAACAACGUGUUAAAGCAUUCAAAAUUGCAAUACAGUGCUCCAAACUUCUGUCCGAUAUUAGUGUAAUGCAAUUCUACCCAAGUAAAUUUGUAUUAAUUACUGAUAUUUUACACAAAUUCGGUAACUUGGUGUAUGACAGAUUGAAGCAUAAAAGCUUUGGGAGUAAGGUAAUAGAAUUCCAGGAUAUACAGUCAGAAUUAGUUCCAGAGGCAGCAAAAGAGACUUGUCAAAAUUGGAUGUUCAAAAUGGCUUCCAUAAGAGAGCUUCUGCCGAGACUUUAUAUGGAGAUGUCUUUGCUUAAGUGCUACGUCUUUACUUCAAGAGGAGAGAUAAAGCCAGCCAUAGACAGAAUAACCAUUAUGAUCAGGGGCAUUGGAAAUCCUCUGGUGGCUGUUUAUUUGAGGGUGUAUUUGUGCAAUGUAUCAGCAAAACUUGUUGGUAAAGACAGUGAGGAGUAUUUUGCUAAAAACUUUAAAGAGUUCAUUGAUGAUUAUCAACAGAUAUUUAGUACAAACAUGAGCAAGAAGUUUGGUACUCAACUACUGACUCCGGAUCAAUAUCUCAGUCUUUAUAUACCAGCAGUGGAAUGGUUGUUGUAUGGAACGCUCAAUUCAAACAACAAUAAAGCUAAACUAUUGGAUGAAUUGCUGCAGCAGUGUAACAGUAUUGAAAAUAAUGAGUUAUUGCUCUUCUGCGUGUUGUCCACUUUCGAUUCGCCGAACAUAAUAGAGAAGUCUUCACAAAUUUUGGAAAUAAUCAAAAAGUCCGCUGAUAACAUGGUGAUGCUGAGCGGCGUGCUACACUUGGUAGGCGGUCACGUGUGCACGUGCGAGAGUUACCGCGCGUCGUCGAGCGAGGCGCUCAGCCAGGCGUGGUGGAGGCUCGCCGCCGCCGUCCGCGCCCCAAACGACUUCCUCCACCAGCUGGAGCCCUGGCUGCAGUUCGUGUGUAUGCAGCUCUCGAGUCAGCACAUAAACAUGAUCCUGCGGGGGACGAUCCGCUACAUGAUCAAGAGCGGGUCGGCGGCGGACGAGUACUGCGCGCAGCUGCAGGCCACACUCAAGCGCGUGCUCACACACGUGCCAGACGUCGAGGAGCUCUUCCUUAUGGAUGCUUUUAUGCCGUUAGUGGAGUUGGUCCAAAAGUCUACCGCGAGAACCGCGAUGGCCAAGACUGUCCUGACGAUAUUCUUUGAGAGGUUCACCGGGAUAUAUAUUGAAGAUCCGAUUGUUAUAUCCGGACUUAUGAGACUGUGCUGUAUACUUCAUGACUCCAUCAACGCAGUAAGCGUGGAAGCCGAGAGCAAAAUGUGUGCAGAUUUGAUAGUAAAGUUCGUCCAAGCGGUGACUUAUCACGACGACCUGGAGCAGCAGUUGAAUUUCUACGUCGAGUGUCGAGCCUCGUUUAUCAAACUGGACGCAGUCCUUCUAGCACUUGUGCACGCGGUGAACACGCUGGGUGCGCGCGCGAGUGCGCGGGGCGUGGCUCGUGCGUGUGCGGCGUACGCGUUCGUCACGGUACCGUCGCUGCGGUGCGUGCUCACGCGCGCGCCGCUCUAUCUGCUUGGCGCUCAGGUCGCUCUGCUCAACAAUUGCGUCGGACAAGCCGAGGCGAAUCUAAAGUCACUCGUCGGCCUCAUACCAGACAUUCCACUUUACAUUCAACAGGAUGGGCAGAAUAAGUCUACACAUGAUCAAGUUUUAGGAUUGCUGUGUAAUUUCCUCUCUACAUUACUUGUGCUGCCGGAUAACAUGGAAAGCAGCAACAAAGCUUACAUAUUAAGUGGUUUUAUAAAGACCAUGGAAAGAAUACAUUGGAAGAAAACAGAGCCUCUUUACUACAACGUGCUGCUAAAAACUUUAGAUUUGGUGUGCGAGAUGGCUCAGGAGACUUACGCUUAUCGGAUAGACUCAGUGCUGUCGAACGACCAACUGUAUGGGUGCGAGGAGGAGUUCGUGUCGUGUCUGAGCGGUCACGCGGGCGCCGCAUGCCGCGAGCUCCUCACUACACUGGCGACGCUCGGCGCGGGUGGAGGCGGGGCUAGCGGAGUGGGCGGGGAUUCCCGGCGGCAGAGCGCGCUAGCACUCGAGCUGUUCUGGCGCGUAACCCGCCGCGCGGCCCUCGCGGACCCGCCCACCGCCCAGCUCGCCGCCAACCUGUGGGCGCUAGCGACCAAACACCAGGACCACAACCACAAACUCGCUCUAUCGAUGCUGAGCGCUUUGAAGACAUCCGGUGAUGUUGCCAGUGAAAAACUUUACGCGCGACUCAAAGACGGCUGUUGAGAGUGAAGUCUACAUAUUGUUAUUGAUUCUACUUAUAUAAAACCUAGUUAUCUUACAUUAUAUGAUAAGGCUAAGUAUAUUUAUUUGAAAUAAUAACUUGUAACCAACA